AGACGGAUGGGGGAGGACGGAGCUCCAAGACUGAGCGUUUUGACGCGCUGAGAAGGAGGACAGAGCGUCACAUCUCUCCAAACGCCCAUCAAACUUUCGGUAGAAAGGAGUCAAUGCUGCAGAAGAGGCCCAUCCGAGAACAUAUGCUGAUUAUUAUAAUUUUUUUGGACAUGCAAAGCGAUGGAGAGACUUUUGACGAUGAAUUUUGGUGCAGUUUGACCUCAUUGUGAUUCCCCUCUGAAAGCACCUUAUCCAGUUUCCCCAUCCUUUCAGCGACCGAGCGAGGGAUGGAGCAAGCACCCAGCGCGCCGAGUCCUCCUCCAAAACCAGUCAACCACGAACCCAUCAGCUUCGGCAUCGAUCAGAUUCUGGGAGCCGGAUCGGAGCCAGAGAACGGGAACACACCGGGGAGACAGAGUGGAUCGGAUUUAAGCAACGGUGACGCCUAUUAUAGCUUGGGAAACCCGAGCGGUGCCAAUGCGCCCUCAUACACAGCGCUGUCAAUCUCCCUCUCUGGGAUCAUGCCUCCAGCGGAGGCUUCAGCUUCAUACGGAGAGAACAGGAGUUUGGGCAGCCGGGGUGUGAUACGAGUCCCCGCUCAUAGACCAAUUACGGCCCCUGGACCCGCGGCACCUGUGCAGAGCGCAGUUCCUGGGUUUGGAGGGCUGUGCUUCCCUUGGAUAGGAAACAGGUUCGCCAAGGACAGAAUAUCAGCGGCUUUGGUGCCUUUUGCAGUCACUCGGCGAAUAGGUCACCCCUACCAGAACCGAACCCCACCUAAGCGGAAAAAGCCCAGAACCUCCUUCUCCAGAGUCCAAAUUUGCGAACUGGAAAAGCGCUUUCACCGGCAGAAGUACCUGGCCAGCGCCGAGCGCGCAGCUCUGGCCAAAAGUCUGAAGAUGACCGACGCGCAGGUCAAAACCUGGUUCCAGAACCGCAGAACCAAGUGGAGGAGGCAAACAGCCGAGGAGCGGGAGGCGGAGCGCCAACAAGCCAAUCGCCUCAUCCUGCAGCUGCAGCAGUCCGCCCUCCAGAAAUCCCUGAGCGAAUCGGCGGUGUCGGAUCCACUAUGCGCCCACAACUCCUCCCUGUACGCUCUGCAGAACCUCCAGCCGUGGGCCGAGGACAGGGAAUAGGGACAGAUGAAAGAAAUCAAUCCGCUGGGACAUACUUCCAUUCAUGCUUCAUGGAGUAAAAUUGACUUGAAACUGAAGCAUGGGUCACAUCUAUUUAAACGGAGGAUUUGGUGAGUGCGGCGCACUCAGAAGACGAAACUAUGGAUUACUUUUGUUUUACUACGGUGGGUGGAAAUACCACAACUGUGGGAAACAGAUCUAAAUCAUACUUGCUGAAAAAAAAAAAAAUCUUGGAAACAUGUAACUGUCCUCUUAUGCUUGCACUUAUUCUGCUAAUUAGAAUAAGAGAGGAGAGAAAUGUCUUGUAUGCAGUUUGUUUAAGGGAUGUAAUUAAUUUUCCACAGUAAAAAGGAGAUUCUAUGUUCUGAGUCUGCAUUCUCUUAACAUGGCCAUUUGUUGGUGCACUGGUUCUACAAAAUACAUAGUGUCACAGAGGACACAAAAGCUGAUAUUGUUUUUCCUAUUUUUUUCUUUUUUUGUUUCGUUUUGGUGGUGCUUGUUCAUCUCCCAUUCAUAAAAAUCUUCCUAAUGCACUGUCACAUAAAAAGCAACAAUUGGACCAAACAAAAAAAGAUGCCAGAAAUAUUGCAUUUUGGGUGAGGAACGUUAUUUGAGUUGUAAUAACAUGAAAACAGGCUUCAGGAGAUAAGGAAAUCUCAGCCAUGCUGUAAGUUAAGGUAAUAAAGGGAGUGAUGCAUGCUAAGAGAUGUUGCUAGAGUCUUUUCAUAUUCACAUUAUUAUGUUUUUGAAUCGAGCCAGAAACUCUGUUUUGUACUUUUACUGUACAUGUGUAGAUAAUAUUAUAAACCGUUGUUGUGAUCUUUUGUUUUUUUAUUCAUGCUCCACUCUUGUGCACCAAAGUUUUUAAGUGUGUUAUUAUAAGGUAUAAAAGUGUGGGGGGGAAAUAUGUGGGAAGAAUGGUUAAAA
This is a messenger RNA of Cyprinodon tularosa, 2063 nucleotides long. Its product is annotated as T-cell leukemia homeobox protein 3-like. Gene Ontology annotation, molecular function: DNA-binding transcription factor activity, RNA polymerase II-specific; RNA polymerase II cis-regulatory region sequence-specific DNA binding. The transcript has 3 exons. Bases 288 to 1136 code for a protein of 282 amino acids. Lineage: Eukaryota; Metazoa; Chordata; Actinopteri; Cyprinodontiformes; Cyprinodontidae. The record is from RefSeq and is a predicted model, not a curated record. Gene Ontology annotation, cellular component: nucleus. Gene Ontology annotation, biological process: regulation of transcription by RNA polymerase II; animal organ development.